This is a messenger RNA of Bufo gargarizans (Asiatic toad), 2808 nucleotides long. It is a transcript of the gene ADK, whose product is annotated as adenosine kinase. Bases 129 to 1214 code for a protein of 361 amino acids. The record is from RefSeq and is a predicted model, not a curated record. Gene Ontology annotation, cellular component: cytosol; nucleus. Lineage: Eukaryota; Metazoa; Chordata; Amphibia; Anura; Bufonidae. Gene Ontology annotation, molecular function: adenosine kinase activity. Gene Ontology annotation, biological process: purine ribonucleoside salvage. The transcript has 11 exons.
GGGGGAGGUAUCGGCGGGAGGACAGCGUGAAUCCCUCACACGCAGCGCAGGAAGCAAUUGUGUUGGGCCGGAGUCUCCGUGCUGCUGGAGGAAUAUCCGUGUACUUUACCUUGUGAACAGCAGGCAGCAUGAAGGUGGCAGCAGACGAGCCUCAGCCCAAGAAGCAGAAGCUGGAGGAGCAGCCCUUGAGUGAAAAUAUCCUUUUUGGCAUGGGAAACCCUCUCCUGGAUAUCUGCGCUGUUGUGGACAAAGACUUUCUGGACAAGUAUGGCUUGAAGGCAAAUGAUCAGAUUCUGGCUGAAGAGAAGCACAAGGAGUUGUUUGAAGAGUUGGUGAAAAGGUUCAAGGUUGAUUAUCAUUCUGGGGGCUCCACUCAAAAUUCUGUUAAGGUGGCACAGUGGAUGAUUCAGAAACCUUAUAAGGUGGCCACUUUUUUUGGAUGCAUUGGUAAAGACAAGUUUGGAGAAAUCUUGAAAAAGAAAACAGAAGAGGCACAUGUUGAUGCCCACUACUAUGAGCAGAGUGAGCAACCAACAGGCACCUGUGCGGCAUGCAUCACAGGUGAAAGCAGGUCUCUGGUAGCUAACUUGGCGGCUGCUAAUUGCUACGAUAAAACAAAGCACCUCGACUUGAAGGAGAACUGGCAGCUGGUGGAGAAGGCUGAAGUUUACUAUAUAGCGGGUUUUUUCCUUACUGUUUCUCCGGAAUCUAUCCUCAAAGUGGCCAACCAUGCCUCAGAAAACAACAAGAUCUUUUGCAUGAACCUGUCUGCCCCCUUCAUUAGUCAGUUCUUCAAGGAGCCUCUCAUGAAAGUCAUACCUUAUGUGGACAUUCUUUUUGGAAAUGAAACGGAAGCUGCUGCUUUUGCCAAAGAGCAAGGAUUUGAGACUGACGAUAUCAAGGAGAUUGCCAAAAAGGUUCUGGCAUUGCCAAAAGUUAACAUGAAAAGGCCUCGGAUUGUUGUGUUUACCCAAGGACAUGAGGACACAAUCAUGGCAACAGGUGAUGAAGUGGUGUCAUUCCCUGUAUUAGAAAUUGACCAGACUAAAAUUGUAGAUACCAAUGGAGCAGGGGAUGCUUUUGUUGGAGGUUUUCUCUCUCAGUUGGUGUCUGACAAACCCAUUGAAGAGUGUAUCCGAGCUGGCCAUUAUUCUGCCAAUGUGGUUAUCAGACGGGCUGGUUGCACUUUCCCAGAAAAACCAGACUUCAAAUAAUUAAGAGGAGAAAUCCUAUGAGCCACAUACCAGUACCUUGAGGUCCUUACAUCUUCACCUUCUCCUUUUCACAGACAGAUUAAAGAAACUUGUAUUUUCAUUUGUCACCUCCAACAAAUUGUAAUAUGUACUCCCUACAGCCCCAUAUCCCCACCAUACAUUUCUACCUCUGCACCAUUGACUCUCAUCUGGUAUUUGGGGAAAUGUUUGAAAAUACGCUUGUGACAUAUUUAAUUUACCAAAUCAAGUUAUAUUCUUAAAGGGAUUUUCAGAUGAAAGGUGUAGAAUAAUCUUGCAUGUAUGCCAUAAGUGUCUAUAAGGAGGAUGUGCCAGCUAUAGGAUCUAUGUCGGUCGUGAAACCUUGACCCCAAUGUUGUACAUACAUGGCUAGCUAUUCACAUCCUCUGUUUUUGGUAUUACCUUUUUAUUGCAAAAUAGAGGUCCAGGGACCCUUGUUUUUCUGAUAUGUGGGAGACCCAGGGGUGCGAUGUUCACCUAACACUUAUGGUGUAUCCUUUGCCUAUGUCAUAAAUAUUGUUUGUCUUAAAACCCCUUGAACAUAAUAAUGUUUACUGUAAAAAUUACCCAAUUACACAUUGCUUAAUGCUGUUUUUAAAGUUCCUAUGCAGGCCUGUUCAACACUGCUGUUAUGAGUUCCAGCAGGCUGUUCCGGCACUGUCAAAUGUUACUUGAAUUGCCAUUGGCCCUGUUGACUAUAAUGGGGACUGGCGUAGAGCCAGCCGCUACCUGGCAAAUAUGGUAUGAUUCGUCCAGACCCGAUUAUAGUCAAGGGGACUGGUGGGCAUUCUGGUAACAGCCAGCAAUGCCAGAUCCAGAGAGUUCCAGCAGGCUAUUCUAUGUUGCAACAGCCUGCCAGAACUCCUAACUCAAGUCAGUGUGAAACAGGUCAGUCAGUUAUAGCCCUUUAUAUAUAUAAAGGUAUUUAUAUGUGUAAGUCUCUAAAUUGGUACAAAAUCACAUAUUGGUGACCCAGGUGCUUAAGAUAAAGGGAUUAAAUGGAAUUAAGUACACACACACUCAUGGCUAGAAUUUACGACUUUCAUAUGUACAGUGCAGAGUUGGCAUCUCCUUACCAUCGUAUUCCACUGUCCAUAGUUCUCAUACUAAUUCAAGUUCUGGUGCUGAGUGAUCGGUUUAUGCAGACUUGGUGAACGAUGCAGUUUAUAUAAUUUUUGUAAUCAGAUUACUUUCUUUCAACAGUGUCCUCAAAAUCCUCCAUGUAAGCUAUAAAUGAUUGUGUUUUCUUUAUUUAAUGAUGGUAUAAAUACUGUCAGAAUCGGGUACAGAAUUAUUCAAGCAGGAUUGCUUUGAUUUAUUACACAUGGUCUGCCAAAAUGUAUUUUAAAUCCAAGCAUGGUCAAUGGACAGCAGCAACACUUGUGCUAAAAGUUGUUUGCUACUUGCCUGUUGCAGUGAUUGGAUAACAACGCACAGUUUAUUAACAAUUAAGAAAGCUUUUGUCUUUUUCCGCUCCCUGCCUUUUUUUUUUUAUUAGUGAUGUUAGCACAGUCUCGUCUCUGAUACAAUGUGUAAUUUGAUACUGACAAAUAAAAUAGAAUUAUUCAAAUUUCUA